UGACUGUCUGUGGCACCUUACAGCCCCCCUGGCAUUUGACAGAACCCACAGAUCGCCAGUCAGGACCUGCUUAGGUGCCAGUGAGAUUCUCUCAGAAAGACUAAACAUAAAUCCCAGGCUGCCCCACAACACACUCUUGCUACUGUGUGCUGAGGCUAGUGCAGCUGCACGCUCUGACAGAUCCUUCCGCCUGAUGCUCAGGCUGCACCCUGAUUGGCUCCCACUCAAUACACAGAGGGCAACUGAGGUAUCAAGUUCCGUUUGAGUCAGAGCAGUCAGUGAUUCAUAGGGAGAUAGUUAUUGUGGUACAAUGUAAGAAUGGCUGCUGCCGCCACAAUGCUCUCCAUACAGGGGGACUGGGACCAGGUCCUGAGGGAGGCUGAGGGGGAAGUCUGGGUAUCGUGCAAGAUUCCUGGAAAGCCCACGAUACGCGGCAGCCUGACGUCAAAGGGAAUAAGUUCUGAUGAGGUUCCGGAAGUGACCGCCUCCGAGGAGUUUGUUGUGCAGGAAGUCACCAAGAAUAGAAUCACUGUUUCCUGCCCCGGGGAGAAUAUUUCCAGCACAUUUCUGUCUCCUUAUGCAAGUUUCUCCCACAUCCAUGAAAAAAACAUAAGUCAGCUACUUGGACAUCUCCAGCGGGGGGACCUGGGAGUCUCCAGCAGCACAGAUCAGACCUUUAAGGUGUGGGAGACCCAUAAUACAGAAGUAAAGAGCGUGCUGGAAGGUCACACAAGGGACGUCUUUUCCUGCAAGUUCUUCCCUUCGGGGCAGGAGGUGCUGAGCGGCGGGUUGGAUUCGCUGGUGAAGGUCUGGUCCGUGAAUGAUGGAAGCUGCUUAGCGACGAUGAAAGGACACAGAGGAAGUAUCCUGGACAUAGCUGUUGUGGCCGAUGGACAGAAUGUCAUUUCCUCGGGGCAGGACGGCACGGCUCGGUUAUGGGACUCUGCCCAAGGCGCCUGCAUAGCUGUGGUCGAUGACUCCUACUCUCCUAUCAACGCCAUCGCUGUGGCCGAGGUUGGAAACGCAGUCAAUCUGGGCUCUCCGAAGGAAACUCCUAGUAACAGGGAAGUAGGAACAGAAGGCAAGCUGGUGGUACUGGCCCGAGAGGAUAAGUCAUUGGAGGGAGUGAGCCUGCACAGCCGCCAAUCAGUUUUCGAUUUUGACGGUUCUGAUGCUUUUAACUGCUGCACCUUUAUCUCCAGUGUGGGGGUCCUGGCUGGGGGCCUCGAUGGGAACAUAAUCCAUGUAGAUAUCAGGAACCCAAAAAGCGCAAUAGAAACCGUUUCCUGGUCAGAAACCCCCGUGUUGUCAUUGGUGCCCUUCAGAGACACCUACGUCGCCAGUUAUGGUAAUGGAACCUGCUAUAUCCCCUUGAAGGGUUCUGAACAAGUUCUGCAACUCACUGGGCCUAAUAGACAACCCGUGUUCCAGGUGGCGGCAUGGAAGAAGCUUGUGUACACGUGCUGCAGGGACGGAUUCAUCCGCAAAUAUGAAAUCCCAGAUCUGGGAUAGAUUUGUGCAGAACUUACACCUUCUGUAUUACUAACCUGCCCCCAUGUUUCCUCCGACCAAAGGGCAAGUCUUCCCUUGUAGUUGGGAAAUGCCAUUUUGUAUUUAUAGGGUGAGUGUAACAGCCAGGUAGUUUCUAUCAUAUAGUGAGAUGCAUAUAUGUGUUUGGUAUAUUGUGAGCACAGACUUCCCUGCGUAUUUGUACUAAACAUAUGAGAGGGAGCUGCCAUAUUGUUUCCCUUACCUGUACAUAUAUAAAGGUGUUUAUAUACAUAGAA
Molecule: messenger RNA, 1787 nt
Organism: Xenopus tropicalis (tropical clawed frog)
Lineage: Eukaryota; Metazoa; Chordata; Amphibia; Anura; Pipidae
Product: proteasomal ATPase-associated factor 1
Exons: 12
Coding region: 319-1512 (397 amino acids)
Source: RefSeq, a predicted model, not a curated record